AUGGAUAAGUUUUUGAAGAGGAAAAAUGCUGACUCUGAACUGGACCCAGGUGAAGGCCCUAGUAUGAGUGGAGGUCAAAAGAAAGCAAAGACGGUGACGUCAAGCAAAGUUUCUGGCACGAGGCAAUACAACGAAAGCUAUCUUUCAUUUGGAUUUACUUUUACAGGAGAUGCAACGACACCGAUUCCGUUGUGCUUGGUAUGUGGUGAAAAGCUCUCCAACAGUGCUAUGGUCCCAAGUAAACUUAAACGCCAUCUCCAAACUAAACACCCUUCACUUCAAAACAAAAAUGUGGAGUAUUUUGUUCGCCUGCGUGAACACACGGAGAAACAGGCCACUUUCAUGAGAAAAAACGCAAAGGUAAAUGAGAGAGCCCUUAAAGCUAGCUACCACGUCGCUGAACUUGUGGCUAAAUCAAAAAAGGCCCACACUGUGGCAGAGCAAUUAAUACUUCCUGCCUGCAAAGCCAUUGUAAAUGAGAUGCUCGGACCCGAAGCGGCUAAAGAAAUAGCCAAAAUCCCUCUCUCAGAUAACACGAUUUCCAGACGUAUUGAUGAGAUGUCUGCAGACAUCGAAAGUUUGGUUUUGGACAAGAUCCGGAUCAGUAAUAAAUUUGCGUUGCAACUUGAUGAGUCUACUGAUAUAAGUGGACAUGCUCAACUCUUGGCCAAUGUGCGUUUUGUGGAUGGAGACGCAAUCAGAGAAAACUUUCUAUUUUGCAAGGUUUUGCCAGAAAAAACAACAGGAGAGGAAAUUUUUCGGGUCACAUCAGAAUAUCUGGAAAAAGGAGGACUUAAGUGGGAAAACUGCACGAGUGUCUGCACUGAUGGAGCUGCAGCCAUGGUCGGGCGCACCAAAGGCUUUGUAAGCAGAGUGAAGGAAAAAAAUCCAGAUGUGAUCAUUACGCACUGUUUUUUACACCGCGAAGCCCUCGUAGCCAAGACUUUACCAGCAGACCUCGUUCCUGUGUUGGAUAAUGUUGUGCGCAUGGUAAACUUUGUGAAGUCGCGACCUCUGAAAAGUCGCAUAUUUGCGGCUUUGUGUGAGGAAAUGGGAGCGGAGCAUAAAACCUUGCUGUUUCAUACGGAGGUCCGAUGGUUGUCGCGCGGCAAGGUGCUGGCCCGUGUGUAUGAGCUGCGAGAGGAACUUAAAGUGUUUCUGACAAAUGAGGGGUCCGAUUACGCAAAGCUGCUUGCAAGUGAUGAGUGGUGUGCAAGGCUGGCAUACCUGGCAGAUAUUUUUCAUCAUCUGAAUGAGCUGAACACACGAAUGCAAGGCCGAAAUGAAAACCUGCUUACAAGUACAGAUAAAAUAAAUGGAUUCCGUUCAAAGGUGCAACUCUGGCAGCAACAUGUGGAAAGUGGCAAUCUUGAAAUGUUCCCACUCACCGAUAAAUGGAAAGAUGUUAAUACUGCUGUACUGUGUGAGCUAAUAGCUAAACAUUUGAAAACUCUUCAGGAGAAGAUGUCAUUUUAUUUCUCUUCAGCCUCCACGGAGUGCCUUGACUGGGUUAGGGACCCAUUCAGCUCAGCAUCAGCUGUUGGAAAGGACAUGACUUUACAGGAGCAGGAGGAACUAACUGAACUGAGACAAGAUCGUGGUCUCAAGCUAAACUUUGCUGAUCUACCUUUGGACAGUUUUUGGUUGGCAGCUGUCAAGGAGUUCCCCAUGCUGGCCAACAAAGCUAUUUUGACAUUGCUCCCAUUUUCCACAACAUAUCUGUGUGAGGUGAGCUUUUCAAGCCUGACUGCUGUAAAAUCUAAAAACAGAGAUAGACUGAGAGCUGUGGAGGAAGAUCUUCGUGUGUGUCUUUCAUCGAUUCCUGCCAGGAUAUCAGCUCUGUGUUCAUCCAAACAGGCCCAGGGUUCACACUGA
Xenopus laevis (African clawed frog) is the source of this 1875-nucleotide messenger RNA. RefSeq names its product zinc finger BED domain-containing protein 5-like. Bases 1 to 1875 code for a protein of 624 amino acids. The record is from RefSeq and is a predicted model, not a curated record. NCBI's taxonomy places the organism in Eukaryota, Metazoa, Chordata, Amphibia, Anura, Pipidae. The transcript has a single exon.